This is a messenger RNA of Setaria italica (foxtail millet), 2343 nucleotides long. RefSeq lists its product as uncharacterized. The transcript is spliced from 5 exons. The annotation marks the transcript as partial. Gene Ontology annotation, biological process: DNA integration. The record is from RefSeq and is a predicted model, not a curated record. Gene Ontology annotation, molecular function: zinc ion binding; nucleic acid binding. Lineage: Eukaryota; Viridiplantae; Streptophyta; Magnoliopsida; Poales; Poaceae.
CGGGAUAUUCAGUGUCAUCGUUGCAAAGGAUUUGGCCAUGUGAUUCGGGACUGUCCGAACAAGCGCACUUUGCUUCUUCGUGACGAUGGUGAGUACUCUUCCGCUAGUGAUUCUGAAGAUACUCGACAUGCGAUGCUUGCCACUGACCAUGCAGCUAUGGAGGUACAUGUCAACCCGGGCGACGCCGAUAGGUAUGAAAGUCUUGUUGUGCAGCGUGUUCUUAGUACACAGGUCGCCCCGUCCGAGAAGAAUCAGCGACACACUCUUUUCCAUACCAAGGGCGUUGUGCAGGAGCGGUCGAUUCGCAUCAUCAUCGACAGCGGCAGCUGCAACAAUUUGGCGAGUACCACGCUGGUUGAAAAGUUGUCUUUACCCACUCGUAAGCAUCCACAUCCAUAUCACAUUCAAUGGCUUAAUGAUGGUGGGAAAAUUAGAAUUACUCGAUCAGUCCGUGUUCCUUUCUCCAUGGGUGCUUAUUCUGAUUUUGUCGAUUGUGAUGUUAUUCCCAUGGAAGCAUGCUCUCUGUUACUUGGGCGACCUUGGCAAUAUGAUAUGCAGGAGUACGCUGAUGUCUUUCCAAAAGAUUUGCCACCAGGACUUCCACCACUUCGUGGCAUUGAGCACCAGAUCGACCUCAUUCCCGGCGCCCAGCUUCCGAACCGCGCACCGUACCGUACAAAUCCGGAUGAGACGAAGGAAAUCCAGCGCCAGGUACAGGCGUUGCUUGACAAGGGUUACAUUCGUGAGUCUCUUAGCCCUUGCUCCGUUCCUGUGUUACUUGUUCCAAAGAAAGAUGGCUCCUGGCGUAUGUGUGUAGACUGUCGUGGCAUUGAGGUGGAUAGCAGCAAGAUUGAUGCCAUUCGGGAGUGGCCUACACCGACGACGGUCACACAAAUUCGAAGCUUUCUUGGCCUUGCAGGUUUCUACCGCCGGUUUGUUCGUGAUUUUAGCUCCAUUGCAGCGCCUCUACAUGAGCUUACAAAGAAGGAUGUUCCCUUUGCUUGGAGUGAUUCGCAAGAGGUUGCGUUCAGCACCUUGAAAGAUAAGUUAACCAAUGCUCCUCUCUUGCAGUUGCCUGAUUUUACUAAAGUGUUUGAGCUUGAAUGCGAUGCUAGCGGUAUUGGGCUAGGUGCUGUUUUGUUACAAGAAGGAAAACCGGUUGCUUACUUUAGUGAGAAAUUAAGUGGUGCUAGCUUGAAUUAUUCUACUUAUGAUAAGGAGCUUUAUGCUUUAGUGCGCACUUUGCAUACUUGGCAGCACUACCUUUGGCAUCGCGAGUUUAUAAUUCAUUCUGAUCAUGAGGCUUUAAAACAUAUUCGUACCCAAACAAACCUGAACCGUCGUCAUGCUAAAUGGGUAGAAUUCAUUGAGUCUUUCCCUUACAUUAUUAAACACAAGAGUGGGAAGGAAAAUGUCAUUGCUGAUGCUUUGUCUCGUCGCUAUACCGGGUUCCUGUUUCGCGCUAACAAGCUGUGUGUUCCAGCUAGCUCGGUUCGUCGUUUGUUGUUACAGGAAGCGCAUGGAGGCGGUCUCAUGGGGCACUUUGGCGUCUACAAGACGCAUGAAGUGCUGGCUGCCCACUUCUUUUGGCCCCGGAUGCGCGCUGAUGUUGAGCGCCUUGUUGCCCGCUGCACUACUUGCCAGAAAGCUAAGUCACGAUUAAACAACCAUGGUUUGUACAUGCCUUUGCCUGUUCCUACUUCCCCUUGGCUUGAUAUUUCUAUGGACUUUGUUUUGGGAUUGCCUAGAACUAAGAAGGGGAGGGACAGUAUUUUUGUGGUUGUUGAUCGUUUCUCCAAAAUGGCUCAUUUUAUACCUUGUCAUAAGACUGAUGAUGCUAGCAAUGUUGCUGAAUUGUUCUUUCGCGAGAUUAUUCGUUUGCAUGGUAUUCCAAAUACAAUAGUCUCUGAUCGUGAUGCUAAGUUUCUCAGUCAUUUUUGGAGAUCACUAUGGAAUAAAAUGGGAACUAAAUUGCUGUUUAGCACCACUUGUCACCCUCAGACUGAUGGACAAACUGAGGUGGUUAAUCGAACCUUGUCCACCAUGCUUAGGGCUGUUUUAGAUAAACACUUGAAACGUUGGGAAGAUUGCUUGCCUCAUGUUGAGUUUGCUUAUAAUCAUGCAACGCAUUCUUCUACAAAGAUGUGUCCUUUUCAAGUUGUUUAUGGUUAUAUUCCUCGGGCGCCUAUUGAUUUAAAACAUGUUACUUUUGCACCGGGUGAUUUGGUUUGGUUGCAUUUGAGGAAGGAUCGUUUUCCUACCUUACGUCGUUCUAAAUUGAUGCCACGUGCUGCUGGUCCUUUUAAAGUGCUAACCAAGAUUAAUGAUAAUGCUUAUAUCCUU